AUGGUGGCGGCAGCCGGGGAGCUGGGGCCGCUGCUGGAGGAGGGCCUCGACGAGGGCCCGGAGGACCCGCCGAGCCGCUCCACGGCCGCCGCCGGCGGGGGCAGGUGGGCGCCCGGAGCACGGUUGGGCGCCGCCUUUCUGGCGAGCGCCGGGCUGGCGGCCCUCUGGCUAGCUGUGCGUCCAGGACGGCACCGCUCGCGCGUCGCAGAGGCGGGCGUCGUGGGGCUGGCCGAGGACUCAGGCCGCGAGGUGCGGAUGGCACGUCUGAAGGACAUGGGAGCCCACAGGUGGGGCGUGAACAUCCACUUCACGGGCUCCCACCCGGCAGAGAUGGCGGCGCUCGCGAAGGCCUUCAAGACGGUGCGUAUCGACCUGUUUUGGCACCGCGUGGAGAAGGCCAAGGGCACAUUCGACUUCAAGCAAUACGAGGAUCUCUUGGCGGAUAUGGAGAACAACGACCUCCAGCCCUUGUUUAUCCUCUGCUACGGGAACCAACUAUACGGCUGCAAAGAUCAUCCACGCACACCUUCGUGUCAAGAGGCGUUCACCAACUACGCGGUAACUUCGAUGGCGCACUUCGCGGGCCAUGGCAUUAUUUGGGAAUUCUACAAUGAGCCGAACGGCUUCUGGGCGGACUGGGGGCGGCUCAGGAAGGAGACCAAGAGAGAAUAUCCCGCGCUGGUCAACAACGUAAUGAAGCGCGUGCGAGGGGAUCCAGCCAUAGCCAACGAGGUAGUUAUUGGGCCCGCCACUUCAGGGGUCGACGUAGAUUUCAUCUGUUCCACGGGCAACGUCGGCGGCCUGGAUCGGUUCGACGCCAUCUCUGCACACCCGUAUCGGAGAGACGGGCCCGAAAGUGUGAUUGAGUCGUGGAAAGAAUUGAGGCAUAGGCUCGAAGGUUACCCGUUGGUCGCCAAUGUCCCCUUCGUCAGCAGCGAGUGGGGCUGGGCCACCUGUGGUCACCCAAUGGGCGGGCUCCCCGAGUCGUGCCCGCCGGGUGGGGGCGGCACUGGCGACGUCAUCUCUGGACCAGAGCAGGCCGCGAGGCUCGCGCGCCAGUGGCUGAUCAACGACAAGGUUGGCAUCUCGUUCAGCAUCUGGUACGACUGGAAGAACGACGGCGACAAGCCGAUGAACGCAGAGCACAACUUCGGGGCCACGCUGUACAAUGCCGACUACACCAGGGAGCCCCACACGUAUGCCAAGCCUUCGUACCUGGCAGCGAUGACGUUGCAGUCGUUGCUGAGCAGCCUCGUCUACGUGAACAACCCAUGUGAUGCUGACGGCAUCUUCUGCUUGAGGUACAGGCACCGCAAUGACCCAGACGGGCAGUACGACAAGUACGCCGUUUGGACCGUCAAGCAAGAGGGUGACAUGUCGUUGGAAAUACCCUUGAAGGAGUGCAUGAAGGUUGUCGGCCUGUUGGGCCAGAACUUGGGCAAGUGGGACUGCGACGGCUGCUCCAAGAUCGUCCACACCGCCUGCCCCGAGGGCGGCAAGGUGAAGAUGCACGUCUCUUCCUUCCCCGUCUACCUCGUCCCAGACUCCGAGGUGGACGCCGCAGGAACGCCCAUGGUCGCCGCCACCGUGGCACCCACACCGGCGCCGACGGCCGUACCCACGACUGUGCACACCGCGGUGCCUACCCCGCCUCCCGCUGCGGCCACCACGGACGCGCCCCCGUGGCUGCCCGCUGCUGCGGCGACGAGCCUGCGCCCGAAGGAUGCAGACGUCGUCCGUUUCUUGAGGUCGGAGGAGGCCGCUGACAUGCGCGCAGACCGGGUGGCCUGGCUGCGGUCCAUGGGCUCUCACCGUUGGGGCGUUGGCCUGGACGUCAGCACCUUCGAGCCGGGCGAUGAAGCCGAGCUGGCGGGCGUGUUCUCCAUCGCCCGCGUGGUGGUGUCCUGGGCCGCCGUGGAGGAGGAGAAGGGCGCCUACGACUUCGCCAAGUACGACCACGUCGUCGGCCGGCUCAAAGGGCAGGGCGUCGGCGUCGUCGCGUCGCUGUGCUGCGGGAACGAGCUGUACGGCUGCGGAAGGUAUCCCAGCGGCGGCUCCAUGUGCAGGGACGCUUACGUAGCCUAUGCCAAAGCCACGAUAUCGCACUUCCGCGGCCAGAACGUAAUCUGGGAGGUCUUCGACGAGCCGAACGCAGCGUGGGCCGACGGCGAGGGCACCGGCGAGGCCGCGGCGCAGUACGCCCUCGUGCUGGACGCGUUGGGGCAAGCCGUCCGCUUGGACGCGGACACCUCCAACGAGAUCCUCGUAGGUCCCGCGACUGCUGGCAUCGACACGGGUUUCAUCUCCGCCGUGGGUGACACUGCGGCCUUCAAGUGGCUGGACGGGCUCUCCGUCAAGCCGGCGCCGUGGCACGGGUCGGACCCUGGCACGUUCUUCGCCCUCUCGCAGCUGGCGAGCAAGUACGCUCCUGAUGGCCAGGCGGCCCCAGCGCUCCUCAGCACCUCCUCUGGCUGGCCGCCUGUAGGGCUGCUGCGCGCGGCCGGUGUCGAGCUCCGCGCCGCCGCGGUGCCGAAGCGCGGCGCGGCGCGGCUCGGGAGUCCUUCGUUCUCGGGCCGGGAAGGUGGCCACGUGGAUGGCGGGUUGGGAUGGCCGGCGGCUGGGUGGGGCCGCCCUGCGGGCACGCCUCGUGGCACGCCCAUGGAGCGCCUGAUCUGGGCUGCCGCCGCGCGCCCGGUUUCUGUCUUUCGCUCAAGCCCCGCCGGCUCUGUGGUGGCCGCGGACCCGGGAGGGAUGGUGCCGCUUGAGGAGCAGGCCUCUCGGCUGGCGCGGCAGUGGCUGGUGCACGACGCGUGCAACGUGUCGGUCAGCCUCUGGAGCGAGUGGAAGGACAGCGGCGACCCAUGGGAGCCGAACGCCCUCGGAUCGGGUCGUGGCAAGUGCAAGUUGCGUCUCCGCCCGCGCUGUCGCUGGCCGCCCGCCUCUCUUUCGGGCGAGGACGGCCAGCUGCCCUCGGACAACUACGGGGUCGUGCUGCGCACCGCUGCGCCGUUGCGUCCGAAGCCCGCCUACUUCGCGGCGCUGGCCAUAAAGACGCUGCUUGGGCGCAAGGCGCUCGUGGCGAGCUGCAGCACGGACGACGCCAGCCUGCGCUGCCUUGUCUACGCCGCCUCGGGCGGCGCCCGCAGCUACGCUGUGUGGUCGGUGGCCGCGGACCAGCCGCGGGGCCUCGGGCUGCAGCUGGGCACGUGCCUCGCGUUGGUUGACAUGUCGCUCACCCAGUUGGGUCGGCUGUGUCCCGGCCAGGAGAGCAAGCCUUCCGCGCUACGCCUCAGCCUCAGUACCUGGUCCCUUGCGAGGAGAGGCCCCCUCCGGCAAAUGUGAGGAUACCGCCACGUCGGCCUGAGGGCCGCAGAACGGCCCUCUGUCGCUCGG
Molecule: messenger RNA, 3393 nt
Organism: Prorocentrum cordatum
Lineage: Eukaryota; Dinophyceae; Prorocentrales; Prorocentraceae
Source: the annotation of a GenBank genome assembly